Messenger RNA from Suncus etruscus (white-toothed pygmy shrew), 1020 nucleotides. It is a transcript of the gene CLN8, whose product is annotated as CLN8 transmembrane ER and ERGIC protein. The transcript has 2 exons. Lineage: Eukaryota; Metazoa; Chordata; Mammalia; Eulipotyphla; Soricidae. The record is from RefSeq and is a predicted model, not a curated record. The coding region runs from base 115 to 972 and encodes 285 amino acids. Gene Ontology annotation, biological process: lipid homeostasis. Gene Ontology annotation, cellular component: endoplasmic reticulum; membrane.
AGGUGGCCACACCACGUUCCCCUCACUGCACUGACGGGCUUGUGCUGGGCAGGACGUGGUGCAGGACCCAGAAGCCGCGCGUGGCCGUGGGUGCCCACGCACACAUCAGGGACCAUGAGUCUGGCAAGCGAUGGGGGUACACUGGAAAGCGUCUUUGACCUGGACUACGCUUCCUGGAGCAUCCGGGCCACACUGGUGGCUGCUGGCUUCACCUUUUAUGUGGGCGUCUUUUUGGUCUGCCACCAGCUGUCUUCAUCACUGAAUGCCACUUACCGCUCUCUGGUGGCCAAGGAGCAGGUCUUCUGGAACCUGGCAGCCACACGUGCUGUGUUUGGGGUGCAGAGCAGCGCUGCGGGCCUUUGGGCUUUGCUGCUGGACCCCUUGCUGCAGGCUGACAAGGCACGUGGCCAGCAGAACUGGUGCUGGUUCCACGUCACGACCGCCACAGGAUUCUUCCUCUUUGAAAACGUUGCCGUCCAUUUAUCCAGCUUCUUCUUCCGGAACUUUGACGUGUUCCUAGUUAUCCACCAUCUCUUCGCCUUUCUGGGGUUUCUCGGCUCCACGGUCAACCUCCAAGCUGGCCACUACCUGGCCAUGACCACGCUGCUCCUGGAGAUGAGCACACCCUUCACCUGCAUUUCCUGGAUGCUCCUGAAGGCUGGCUGGGCUGACUCAUGGCUCUGGAAGCUGAACCAGUGGCUGAUGAUCCAUAUGUUCCACUGCCGCAUGGUGCUGACCUACCACAUGUGGUGGGUGUGCUUCCAGCACUGGGAAGGGCUCCGCAAGACCCUGUACACGCCGCACCUGCUGCUCUUCCUCGUUGGCCUGGCCCUCCUCACAGCCGUGCUCAACCCCUACUGGACGAACAAGAAAACACAGCAGCUCCUCAACCCCGUGGACUGGAACUUUGCCCACCCAGAGCCCAGCCGCCAGCCUGACAGGAUCAAUGGGCUCCCGAGGAAGGAGCAGUAGCACUUGGAUGGACGGGGCCCUGCCCGCCCUGCCCGACAUGGCCCUCCU